Dovyalis caffra is the source of this 1668-nucleotide messenger RNA. NCBI's taxonomy places the organism in Eukaryota, Viridiplantae, Streptophyta, Magnoliopsida, Malpighiales, Salicaceae. The record is from the annotation of a GenBank genome assembly.
AUGCUUUCACCGUCCUCUCUUAUUCGGCGUUGCAGCAACUCUGUUGUAGCAGUUGCAUCGACCAUUGAACAAGCGAAGUUAGAUAAAGAAGAGGGUCAUGUUCCAGCAGCUAAUUCUGCUUCAAAAAAAGAAAAAAGAAAUGGUGAAAGAAAGGCAUCAGAAUGGAAAAGGUUGGACGCUAAAGAACUUGGAAUCAGUAAUUCAAUGAUAUCAAAACCUACAAGAGUGGUGCUCAAUGGGCUCAGAAAGAAAGGAUAUGAGGUCUACCUUGUUGGAGGUUGUGUAAGGGAUCUUAUCUUAAAGAGAAUCCCAAAAGACGUUGAUGUUAUAACUUCAGCUGAACUUAAGCAGGUGAGGAAAGCCUUUCAUCGAUGUGAGAUUGUUGGGAAACGGUUUCCUAUAUGCCAUGUGCAUGUGGAUGAUACCAUUGUGGAGGUUUCAAGUUUUAGCACUUCUGCAUUGAAGCCUGGUGAGAAAUUCAACCAUGAUGUGAGUAAACCUCUAGGUUGCUGUGAGUGUGAUUUCAUUCGGUGGAGGAAUGGCUUACAGCGGGACUUUACAAUAAAUGGGUUGAUGUUUGAUCCAUAUGCAAAGAUAGUGUAUGAUUAUAUGGGAGGAAUGAUAGACAUUAAGAAAGCCAAAGUUCAUACUGUAGUACCUGCACAUCUUUCUUUUGUGGAGGAUACUGGUCGCAUUUUACGUGCAAUCAGAAUUGCUGCCCGUUUACAGUUUGGUUUUACUAAAGAAAUUGCUCUUUCUCUAAAAGAGCUCUCUCACUCUGUGCGAAGGCUGGACAAGGGUAGGAUCCUUGUGGAACUGAAUUAUAUGUUGGCAUAUGGAUCUGCAGAAGCUUCUUUGAGAUCACUGUGGAGAUUUGGACUUCUAGAGAUCCUUCUACCCAUCCAGUCUUUGUUUUCCAAUCUUGAUAGACUUGUGGCACCUGAUCGGCCAUGCCACCCUACCUUACAGGUAGGCAUCUUUGCUUUCCAUAAGGCUUUGGUUGAUCAGCCUCAAGAUCCAUUGGUGGUAGCUGCAUUUAGCCUUGCUGUCCACAGUGGUGGAUCUUUAUUGGAAUCUGUGGAAAUUGCAAGGAGGAUAUUCCAACCACAUGAAACCAGCUUCCCCGAAUUACUGGAAGCACAGAGUCCAGAUUCAAAUAAUGCGUUGGUGCAUAAAGUCAUCAAUUUUGCUGCAACAGUCAGAACUGCACUUCGCAAGAUGACGGAUGAAUAUUAUGUUUCUAAAGCAAUGGCUAAAUACCCCAAAGCACCAUCUUCAGAUUUGGUUUUUAUCCCAAUGACCUUGUUGCUAAGAGUGAGCAAGAUUUUUGAAUGCGUUAAAAGGGGUAUGGAGAGGGGAUUUGUGCCCAAACGGAGGCGGAAGAUUGACUAUGAGUCUUUGGCGAUGGGUAGCUUGGAGGAGGUUCGACAUACAUUUGCAAGGAUAGUUUUGAACACGGUUUCACCUCCAAAGCAAAAGAUUUUCUACGACCUCAGUAUGGCUAGCUGGACAGCAAUAGGGAAGGCCAAACGUGGGUUGAGAAGGGCCAAAUUGCUUACAGUGGUCGUGUUUGUUGAUGUUAAGAAGCUUCAGCUGAUUGCACACAUUACACGUGCACAGACCAAGUUUCCAGCUACUCUACCACCUGUAGCGAAGGAAGAGAAUUAA